AUGCGCAGCAGUCUUCUCUCCUCUUUCGCAGCCCUAUCGCUGGCGCUGCCCACAGCCCUCUGCAAUAGCAUCACCUGCAACUUCACCUGCAUCCAAGACUCCGAAGUACAAGGCAUCUCCUCGCGCUGGCUCAACUCAUUCGCCACCGGAGGCAUUGACGGGCUCGCCAAUGCUGUCACUGACGAUAUCCACAUCUACGACGAAGGCGCCACAAACGGCAGUCUCGCCGCCUACGUGACCAACUACCAAGAACUCCACGACACCAUCACGCUUGGCCCGUACGGCGGAAACGGCGUUCAAGACGUGACGUACGAUGUUGUGUUCACGUUCCAUACGUGUGAUCGUAUUGCGCUGCGGUGGCAGCAGAAUGUCAUUACUACUGAUAUGAUUGGAUAUGGGAGUACUGUCCCGGCUGGCAAAGCGAUUUCCUUCCGUGGCACAGACCUCCUGACUAUCAACCUCGAGAGCAAGAAGGUCAGUAAUGUCACAACCAGCGCGGACCUGUUGGAGUAUUAUCGCGAUUUGGGGUAUGAUUUGGGGGUGUGGACGGCUUGA
This is a messenger RNA of Bacidia gigantensis, 555 nucleotides long. RefSeq lists its product as uncharacterized. The transcript is spliced from 3 exons. Bases 1 to 555 code for a protein of 184 amino acids. Lineage: Eukaryota; Fungi; Ascomycota; Lecanoromycetes; Lecanorales; Ramalinaceae. The record is from RefSeq and is a predicted model, not a curated record.